AUGUCUCAAAUCAACUCGGAUCGAAUGACAGACUCGAUCCUUGACAACCAAGUUGUGGGGAGGGAAGCUGAUGUCUCUGAAAUGGUGAACUUGCUGAGUUCCUAUGACCAACGAGUUCUAACCGUUGUUCCCAUAGUGGGGAUGGGCGGUUUGGGAAAGACAGCCUUAGCUAAACUGGUGUGUCAUAAAGCUAUAGAAAGAAAUCUUUUUGACGACAAAAUAUGGGUUUGCGUUUCUGAUAACUUUAAUGAACAAAAAAUUUUGGGGGAAAUGUUGCAAACUUUCAAUGUAAACACGGGUGGAGUGACCAACAUGGAUGCAAUACUUAAAGAGCUUAAAAAGCAAUUGGAGGGGAGAAAGUUUCUACUUGUUCUUGAUGAUGUGUGGAAAGUUGCGCGUGAGACGUGGGAUAAAUUAAAGAAUCGUCUGGUAAAUACUAAUAGAAACAAUGGAAAUGCUAUUGUUGUCACAACUCGCAGCAAAGAAGUAGCGUCAAUUAUGGAGACUCCUAGUUCGUAUAGGCAUGCAUUGGAUUUCUUGGCAGAUGCUGAUUGUUGGUCCAUUAUCAAAGAAAGGGCGGCAGUAACAUCAAUCCCUGCAGACAUGAAGGCCAUUGGAAAGGAGAUUGCAGAAAAAUGUAGAGGAGUGCCGUUAGCUGCAAAAGUUUUGGGUGGGAUGAUGGGUUUCGCAAGGGACAAGGAGGCAUGGUUGUCGAUUAGAAAUAGUACUGUUUUUAAUGCCUCACAUGAAGAGGAUAAUAUUGAGUCUAUAUUAAAACUGAGUUGUGAUCACUUGCCUUCAAAUUUGAAAAAAUGUUUUGCAUACUGUUCGAUGUUUCGGAAAGAUUUUGAGUUUGAAAAGGAAGAACUAAUUUGGCUUUGGAUGGCUGAAGGUUUUGUUUUGCCAUGUAGUGAAGAUGAGGGCAACAAGUAUUUUAAUGCCUUACUUCAAAAUUCAUUUUUCCAAGAUGUGGAAAGGGAUAAAUACGGGGAUAUUAAAGGGUGCAAAAUGCAUGAUCUUGUGCAUGAUCUUGCAUUAUCUCUUUCAAAGUUUCAGGAGGAGUAA
This is a messenger RNA of Hevea brasiliensis (rubber tree), 1065 nucleotides long. Its product is annotated as putative disease resistance protein RGA3. The record is from RefSeq and is a predicted model, not a curated record. Lineage: Eukaryota; Viridiplantae; Streptophyta; Magnoliopsida; Malpighiales; Euphorbiaceae. Gene Ontology annotation, molecular function: ADP binding. The transcript has 2 exons. Gene Ontology annotation, biological process: defense response to other organism. Bases 1 to 1065 code for a protein of 354 amino acids.